AUGGCAAGGUUAAGAAAUUGCUUACGCGGUGAAGCUAGGGAAGUAGUAUCGGCACUGCUGUUUACCGCGAAGGAUCCAGCAGAUAUUAUGCGAACAUUAGAGCAGUGUUUCGGCCGCCCAGAAGUAAUUAUCGAUCGCGCGUUAGAAGAAUUGAAACGCCUUCCGCGCCCGGGUCAAACCGCACAGGAAUUAAAUGCGUUCGCAAUAAAGUUGCAAAAUAUCGUGUGCAUUGUGCAAAACGUCGACGGCAAGGGAUAUCUGCAAAAUCCAAUGCUUACUAGGGAGGUAACGAGUAAGUUAAGCCCUCACUUACGGUCGCGUUGGUGUGAUUAUGCGGAGCACUACGGGAGUGCAGACGAGCCGGACAUCGUUACACUGUCCAGUUUCAUGAUGAGAGAGGCUGAUCGUGCGUUGAGUCAUGCCUAUACGUCCGUAGAGCCGACUAAGGAAUCGCCCGUAAGACGAGAGGCGCCGCCGUCGAAAAGGAUAGUGACACGCCGCGUAGAGAAUAGGGCUCGCGACGUAAAAACGUUCACCGCAUAG
This is a messenger RNA of Parnassius mnemosyne (clouded apollo), 543 nucleotides long. The record is from the annotation of a GenBank genome assembly. NCBI's taxonomy places the organism in Eukaryota, Metazoa, Arthropoda, Insecta, Lepidoptera, Papilionidae.